Scylla paramamosain (green mud crab) is the source of this 4687-nucleotide messenger RNA. RefSeq names its product ionotropic receptor 21a-like. Lineage: Eukaryota; Metazoa; Arthropoda; Malacostraca; Decapoda; Portunidae. The record is from RefSeq and is a predicted model, not a curated record. Gene Ontology annotation, cellular component: membrane. The transcript is spliced from 11 exons. Gene Ontology annotation, molecular function: ligand-gated monoatomic ion channel activity. Bases 2315 to 4444 code for a protein of 709 amino acids.
ACAACCACACCUGUGCUGGAUCCCUCCUCAAUUCUCAGGUGAACCCAGGAAUCGCUACGCAGUUCUUACGUCAGACCUAAUGUACUACUUGUACAUUUGUACUGCAACUCAGCCAUGACGGUGUUGCUGGACUGAACUUCAGGCCUAACAUUAGUGAACAAGGCAGCCUACCUAGAUUUUUUAAUGGGGGUGUGUGGGACAGACAAAGCUGGACAUCUUCCUCCUCAAGAUUCAGAAGCUGAAGCAGCAGGUUGAUGUGAUGGAUGAUGGCUCUGCAUACACUUGCUGAAAGGUUUGCUCAUGGACGCAACAGUGUUUUAUCUUAUAACCUCGCCAAAUCAGACACAGACGCCCAAACUAAAUAACAAAAUACAAAUUAUUCACUUAGACUAGCACACCACAAACAUGCCAGAGUCAAGUAUUGGUCUGGUGGUAAGGUGACUAACGCUCGUGUCACAGUUGACCGGGCCCAUGUUCAGUGCACGAGUUAGUAGUUAGUAGUAGGAGAUCAUGUCAAGAUUAGCGAACCCAACAUCUCUAUGUCAAGAACAGAGAACCCAAUGAUCUUCAUGUAAUGAAAAGGUCAACCCAAAUGUCUUCAUGUAAAGAAAAGCAAACCCUUGACAAAAAAAAAACCUAACCUAACCCAACCCUACCUAACCUAACCGUAUCAUGUCAAGAUUAGCAAACCCACUCACAGCAGGGUUCGCUAUUCUUUACAAGAAGAUUAUUCGGUUCGUUAUUCUUUUACAUGGGAAUAAUCUGGUUCGUUGUUCUUGACAUGAACACUUCGGUACUUCGGUACCAGACAUUUCAAUAACUGAUUAAAUUCAAAAGCUUCUGUUCACUAGUUAACCAUUAUGAACCCUCACUGGUUCAAUAACUGUUUUCAUAUACUGAUUUUAAUUUCUUUAUUCAGAUAUCCAGGAACAGAUCUACCGUACGUUCACGGAAGGUUAGGUUAAGUUAGGUUAGGUUAGAUGGAUCGUGUCAAAUCUUGACAUGAUCUUUUGUAGGGUAGGCUGGUUGUAUAUCACCAGCCUUCUCGCCACACUACCAGUUGUGCUCAUCCUGCAUGUAAUCAUGUCCUUUCAUCAGAUAACACCGGUGUCCACAAUCACACCUUCCCCACCAACCGCAACAACAGUCUGUUUUGGACCAAUGGUUUUGCAUGGUUUAUUUUGUUUUACGUAAUGCAAGACUGCGUUAUCCAUUCUCUCUCUCUCUCUCUCUCUCUCUCUCUCUCUCUCUCUCUCUCUCUCUCUCUCUCUCUCUCUCUCUCUCAUGCCAAUAACAUGCCGAUAACAGUUUCAUCAGGUCUGGUACUCCUGUUGAAGUUUGGCGUUGAGGGCGGUCGACGGAACAGGGAUGAUGUAUUUACGUGACAUUCAAAGUGGUAACCGCGGAGGCCAACGGAAGGUAACUUAGUGAUUCAGCCGUGUGGUAGAUAUUUAGAGAAGGUCAAACACCAGUCUGUGAAGAGGUGAAAAGGAGAAGCAAAGGCCAUACCCUCAUCGACGCCUGACGGCUCUACUCAGGUGAACGAUUGCUAAGGCUGACGCUGGAGGAACACCGAGGAACAAUAGGAUUGUAUUCGCAAACGUUUAUGUUUCUUUUAAUAGGAUCUAAUGGAAGCUAUUAUUAUUAUAGAGUUUUCAAGGGAUUUUUAUGAUCCUAGUGAUAGUUUAGGAAAAACUUUCAUGGAAAUCUGACUAAUAAUUUUUGUGGUCUUAGAAAAUAGUGUUAAUGAGACCCCAGCACGUUUCAAUAUAUGGAUCCUGACGUUAAAGUUACCUUGAAACUGAUAAAUACUCGUUCAGUGAGGAAAAAAAGGUGAAUGUGUGAUAGAGUUUCUGGGUUACAGGGCGUUGUUUCGAGAGUGAACAAAUUCCUGUCAUGGGGAACUCCGAUACACUAGAAGGUAAUAUUUUACACACACACACACACACACACACACACACACACACGUACGCAUGUAAUCUAACAAUUUGUGGGUUUAAAGACUUAAGGACUAUUUUCAAAUGGUUGCAAGUCCUAAGCCUCCGCACAUGAACGCCAAACAGUGCACCAGUGUCCAUUCUGUCAUGCUAUGUAGGCGGUAUAACGCAGCUUCCACUUCGAGAUUACUUAUGGUUUCUUGAUGAUAAACCGUGUUUGAUGUGUCCGCUUGUAUUAAUCUUUCAUUUAUUUUCCAAUUAAAUCAUAUUUAUGGAAACUACUAGAUGCUGGUCCAUAUUGUAAACUAUUAAGUAUAAUUUACCAAUCCCUGACGAAUAAUUUUCCAUGGAAGUAAGUUUUUGUUUCAGCGAAAAUCAUGGACUUUCUGAGCCUUGCUGCUUUGGCCAUGAUUAUGACAUGUCCGGGUCUCCAGGCAACCCAACAGAGUAGCAAGCACAACAGCCAAGUUAUUCAUCCCACUACACGGUCUAAUUCAGGAGUUUUCGACGGUGUCCUUACCCAGCAACAUGGGGCUCUCUUUGCUACUAAGUCGUGGGGUUCUCACGAUGACGCACAGCUUGGUAAGUUUCCUCCAAAUCAUCGCAGAAUGAAGCCAAAAGUCAACAAAUACGUCAAGAGAAGCAAGAGUUCGCUCGUUGGGACUGAGGAGAUAGUACAAGAGAACGUAACUUCAUUUUUUUAUCUUGAUAAACCCUUAGAGAACAAGAUAGAUCUAUUCUUCUUUAGCCAUCUAGUAGCGGCCAUGACGCAGCAGAUGAGCACCUGCGAGCUGGUGGUGGCUUAUGACGACGGCUACAGUGACCCUAGGGUGCUUGAGGGCGCCCUGUCGCUGUCUAACGUGAAACAGGUGGUUCAUGUGAAGAAGACCGAGGACUUUAAGAAGCUGGUGUGGCUGUCACCAGGUUGCCGCGGCUACGUAAUGCUGCUACACAGACUGGAGGUGCUUAUCUCCUUUCUCGAUAUUGACCGGGACGCGUGGGACUAUGACGGCAGGUACGUGGUGAUGGCGCUGUCGGUGUCACAACUCGACAUGAUGACAAGGACAGACAAAGGAAGGAAGACUCAACACCUCAUUGGAGUCGUCAAGUCCCGUCAGGAGCACGAGUGGCGGCUGUACACCAAUCAGCUCUACUGGGGCAAGGGUAUGCGGCCCCUCACUACCUGGCGUGGACGCGGCUUCACUUCCAGCCCUGUCUUCUUCCCGGACAAGCUGUCGGACCUGCGUGGCGUCACUCUUAGGACAGUGACCUUCCAGUGGGAGCCGAGCAUCAUGUAUCAGCGGGCGGGCAACGGCGGGAUAACUCUCCGGUACGGCGUGGACAUCUCGGUCACUAGACUCCUCGGCCACGCCAUGAAUUUCUCAGUGCGAUUUGAUGAGCCAGCAGAUGGCGAGCUGUGGGGGCGGCAGAAUGAAGACGGAUCGUGGACUGGCCUCAUGGGAGCGCUGGAUCGAGAUGAGGCGGACAUGGGCGUGGCCAACCUGUUCCUCUCCUACAGAAGAAUUGGGGUGGUGGAUUUCAGUCUCCCUUACGAUUUUGAAGAGUCGUGCUUCCUGGCCAGGACGGAGCCACCCUUGCCUCGAUGGCAGGCUCUUUCAUUCCCUUUCCAGUGGGGUACUUGGAUCGCUAUUCUCGUUGGUCUUCUGGUCUCCGGCCCUCUUCUUUACGUCCUGACCCUGGCAGGGGGAUGGUGUGAUGGCUUCACGGACGCAAGACCUUCCCUGGCCUCUUCUUGGCUCGACACAUACGGCCUCCACCUACGAGAGACACAAGUGCAUCCUCCAAGUCGGGGUAGUACGCAGGUGCUGGUUUCCUUCUUGUGGUUGUAUACCAUGAUCCUGACCAUUGCCUACUGCACUAACCUGAUCGCCUUCCUGCUGGUCAACAAACUUCCCGCCUCCAUCCAGACUAUAAGGGAGUUGGGUGACUCAAAUCUCGAUGUGGUCGGUGUGGGCGAUAUCUUCAAAAAAUUACUGGUGGAGGCGAGCGAUCCUAAUGUCAAAGUUUUAGCUGACAAUUAUAAAACAGUAGGGUCGAAAGAGGACGCUCUGCGACAAGUACUGAUGGGAAGAGCGGUUUUUCUGGAAAAUCAAGGUUUUGUUGAGUUCGUGGCUCAAACGAAGUUCAUCAAAGGCGGCGUCUCCCGCACUAGAAUGAUGCAGGAGUGUUUCGCACCUCAUUAUAUCGCAAUGGGACUGCAGCGCCGCACUCCGCUCAAGCAGAAGGUGGACGAAGUGAUAAAUUGGCUUCAGCAGAGCGGGCUUAUUCGUCACUCUUUUGAAACCUCCUUGAGAAUGGCUGCCUCCAAUGAGAGGAACAAAGCCGCUGACAAGGAUGAAGGGGAGGUGGAGGAGGACACUCUCACUGCACUUAACUUGGACCACAUGCAGGGCAUCUUCCUCAUCCUCCUGGUGGGAUUCUUGCUGGCCGCGUUUUCCUUCCUAGGGGAACGAAUCUCGUUUCCAAGAGACGCCUCUCAAGAGUAAUCCAUUUCUGAAAAAGCAAAUCUGCAAACUCAUAUUUUACAUAAGCCGCAAAUCAGCAAACUUCUUGAAAUUUACUGUUCGACAAAUGCAAACAAACGCAAAUAAUUUGUAUCGCCUUCAGUAGCACAUCAUCAAAUCGAUUAUAUCUAGGAUACUAUUAGAAUAUUUUCAUCAAGUUACAAAACAUAACUUUUAAGAGGUUAAAAUGAUCUUUAGUUACUAAUCUACUUCUAUACUCUUUAA